Molecule: messenger RNA, 1894 nt
Organism: Cuscuta europaea
Lineage: Eukaryota; Viridiplantae; Streptophyta; Magnoliopsida; Solanales; Convolvulaceae
Source: the annotation of a GenBank genome assembly
CGCCAAGAGUUUAUGAUUUAUUGUAUACAAACAUAUGUAUGUUGAAGCAUAUUUAUAGUAUAAUUUAAGAAAAAAUAUGUAUAUACUUAUAUAUUGAGCGAGUCAGGACAGAGCAGGGUGGCACGAGUCAAUACUAAUACCCGGACUCGAAACAUUAUAUAGGCAGGACAGGACAGACCCGCCCCAUUUGCAAGACGGGGUGAGCCAGACCAGUCCCAAAUGUCUCGAGCCAGGGCGGGUCAACGCGUGCCGAUUUUUUUUGACAUCCCAACUAUUUGGAAAUGUAUUCUUAAUAAUAUCCCGCCUUCACCCGCAAAAAUCAACCGCCGUAGCCGGACGUAUUCCUAGAUUCCGCCGUAACUUUUUCCUCAGAAAUCGCGUCCUUCAGAAAAUGUCUUGCUCCACCCGCCGUGCAAACCCCCACAAACUCCACACCGAUCCCCGCGCCCCGCCCAUUCCACCUCCCCAAAAACAGUUAAUUAAUGUCGUCCGGCCGUCCACAUUUUACAUUCUCUCGCUGUAAUUUCUAUUUAAUCUUUGCGUCUCUAGGCAGGCAAGAUGUUAGAACUUAUCAGAAGCGACGAGGAUCUUAUAUAUUCCGUCACCGGGAUGGACCCUCCGGUGAAUCAAGAUUUGAUCGAUAAGCGCCCAUUCCGUGUUACUGGUACUUCAGUGUAUGAUAGUAAUGAUACUUCCGGGGAAACUUCUUCCCGAAAGAAACUCCGGGUACUGGGCGGCGACGACGGGGUGCAGGGGAGAACCAAAAUUUCCGAUGAACUGCCACUGGAUGACGGAGGAAAUUGUCGUCAACGAUCUUCUGGCGGAAUUGGAAAGAGCCCAAUCCCUACUAUUUAUGAUCCAGUGGACAUUUCUUCCCGGAAGAAACUACUGAUACUCGACGUCAACGGUCUUCUGGCGGCUGUUGACCGCGUACCCGCAGCCGGACGCGUCAGCUAUUCAGUUACAAAGAGGCCCUAUUGUGAUGACUUUUUGCACUUUUGUUUCGAGAGAUUUGAUGUCGCUAUCUGGUCCUCUAGAAUCAAGAAGAAGAAUCUUGAUCCAAUAGUUGACAACAUGUUUGGAGAAUUGAAGGAUAAAUUGGUAUUUUGUUGGGAUAUGUCAUAUUGUACCCGGACCAAAUUUAAGACUUUGGAGGAUAAAUAUAAACCCAUAGUUUUUAAGGAGUUAUGCAAAGUAUGGGACACAGGAUUUCCAUAUCAGCCUUGGCCAAAGGGAUACUACAAUGAGUCAAACACAUUGUUAUGGGAUGAUUCCCCAUACAAGGCCUUGCUUAAUCCCAUUCACACUUCAAUCUUUCCAUCUACCUACAAAUCCACGAUCCCGGAUGACAAAUCAUUAGGUGAGUUAACUAAUUACCGAGUACGGACUAUGUAAUUUGCAUCCCAAUUCACGUCAGGUAUGUAACAAAACCGACGUUGUAGAGUCUCUUUUACGUACAUGGAUUUACAAACUCGCGUUAUAGGUUCGUUCCUGUAUCGUCUCUUAGUUGGACAAACCUUUAAUUUCAAACCGACGUAAAAUGUGUAAAAUAAAUCUAGGAUUCCAUUAAUGGUUAAUAUUUUCAGGUCGAGGCGGUGAUAUUCGAGUUUAUCUAGAAGGGUUAGCAGGUGCCGUUGAUGAAGACGUGAGGGAAUAUGUGAAGGGACACCCAUUUGGGCAAAAAGCCAUUGAUGAAACUAGCUCUGACUGGCAUUUUUACUCUCACAUCCUUGGAACCUUUUCCGCACUGUCCUAGUUAAUCGAUUGCUAUGUAAUUCCUUAGAAGUCUAGUUGAAACUUUGUGAAAGACUUGGUCACUUUUUUGUCCUAGUUCGAGUGUCAUAUAUGUACUCAUUUGUAAGAAACCCAUUAUUGUGGCAUAAUGUUUUGUCUA